Molecule: messenger RNA, 1023 nt
Organism: Schizosaccharomyces cryophilus OY26
Lineage: Eukaryota; Fungi; Ascomycota; Schizosaccharomycetes; Schizosaccharomycetales; Schizosaccharomycetaceae
Exons: 1
Coding region: 40-405 (121 amino acids)
Source: RefSeq, a predicted model, not a curated record
UCUACUGUAUAGGAAGGACUAAAGGAAACCAAUUCCAAAAUGGAGGAUAGAAUAGUGGAUAAAUUGGAUGAAAAAAUGGAUGCUUCAGAUUUGUCCAACGUCAUGGAGAAUGAGGAUGUUAAUCCUGAGGUUAUUAAGACUGGGGAAACAAAAGUUGCAAGGGGAACAGAGACUUUGAAUUAUGAUAUGAAAAAUAGCUCGUUUAGUCCAUCAAUGACCCGAACCACAUCUGAUGGAACGGUAACUUUAAAACAAAUACGAGCAUUUCAAUCAAAUAACCCUGGAUUUUCUUCAGCGAACUGUUCGUCUCCAGUUCAUACGAAAGCAGAAGAACCAGGACUUGGGUUAACGCCCAUGAAUAGCCGGGAUUACAGCAAUAAAAUUGCGAAUCGCUAUAAAUUAUAAAUGAGUUCAAUCCUCAUGUAUUAAUAAUGCCAGUUUCGCGAUUAUUUUUUGCUUAAUGUAAUUAGCAAUUUCAUUUGCUACGUUUCAAUGCUUUAAAAGAACGUUAAAUAUGAUUGCUUUUACGAGUUUUCCAUGACUCGGUGGCUAGAAGGAGCUGUCGUUGAUCUCGUCAAGUUUAUAUGGAUGUUUAAAGUUGGUCUAUUCUUUGCGCUUUCUUCGUAGGAUAAUAGGGCUUUAAGGAAUGGUCAUUUAACAUGUACUGUAUGGAAUGAUUGUUCUUUAUAUGAAUACAGAGCUCUCCUAACUAACGUUUAUGGCAUAAUGAUGGUAUGCAUGAUAUGAAUUAAUGAAUAUAGUAAUGAGCAAAUAAUAUUUAAGAACACGGCACUUGAGAAAAACUCUAUGCUUUCUUUUGGAAAAAUAUCAUCUAUGCUUCUCUGCUUACUUUGCCGCUUUUUUUCGUUUUUCAUGACUUUUUAACAACGAGAAAAAUGAUAUCUUUCAUUGAGUUGAAACUAGAUACAAAUCAUUAAAUCAUUGCUAAAGUAAAUGUUUUCUGUAUUUUUAUGAAUUUUUAAUGUAACGAAAAUAAAAUCUACUCUUUCUUACGAUUCCAAA